Tetrapisispora phaffii CBS 4417 is the source of this 816-nucleotide messenger RNA. RefSeq names its product uroporphyrinogen-III synthase HEM4 (gene HEM4). The record is from RefSeq and is a predicted model, not a curated record. The transcript has a single exon. Gene Ontology annotation, biological process: uroporphyrinogen III biosynthetic process. Lineage: Eukaryota; Fungi; Ascomycota; Saccharomycetes; Saccharomycetales; Saccharomycetaceae. The coding region runs from base 1 to 816 and encodes 271 amino acids. Gene Ontology annotation, molecular function: uroporphyrinogen-III synthase activity.
AUGUCUAAAAGGGUGAUAUUAUUGAAGAAUCAAACAAAAAAACUCGAUAAGUACCAAAAGGUGUUUGAAGAUGAGAAUUUUGAACCAAUAUUCGUACCCUUGAUCACACAUACAAAUAUACCUGGGGAAAUAUUGAAUCUGUUGCAUGAUUAUAACUACCUCAAUAGCUUACAAUGUUUAAUUGUGACAUCUCAAAGAACAGUGGAAUGUCUAGUUGAGGAGAUUUUACCUGCCUUAGAUGAUAUCUCCAGAAAUAUCCUAAUAAAUAAAGUGGUCUAUACGGUGGGACCCACUACAGCAAAUUUUUUGAAAGCCAUUGGUUUCACCAACAUCCUAGGAGGCUUCGAUGCUGGUAAUGGUGAUAAUUUGGCAGAUAUAAUGAUUACUGAUCUAUUGGACAACGAUAAUACAGUUGUUAAAGAUCCUAAAGAUAUCAACGAGAUCUUAUUCUUAGUUGGUGAGAUACGCAGGGAUAUCAUUCCAAAGAAGUUGCAUAAAAGGAAUCUAAAAGUGAGAGAGGUGGUAGUUUACAAGACAGAAGAUAAAGUUGACAGCUUAGUCCACUUCAAUGAACUUUAUCAAGAUGGGGAUUGGGUGGUUGUAUUCAGUCCACAAGGCACAAAGCCUAUAUUAAAUUACAUAAAAGGAAAUGAUUCUAGUUGUGUAAACUAUCGAUUGGUAAGUAUAGGGCCGACAACUGAGAAGUACUUAAAUGACAUUGGAAUGCCUCCAGUUGUCACUAGUAAAAAGCCUGAAGCAAAUUCGUUACUUGAUGCUAUUAAAAAUAGCCAAGUAAAUAACAAUAAUAUAAUCUGA